AGCUUCACUAAUGCACUGACCAAGAACAUAGUGGCCAUGCUGGUGUGGCUGACCCUGAGCGUCAUCAACGGCAGCAUGGUCAACACCUUCCUCAAGCACAGCUUCUUCUACGAAGACCCGCGCUAUGUGAUGUUCAUCUUCAUGGUCGUCAACGACGCUGUCCAGCUGACCCUGGUGACAGCCCUGUAUGUGGUCAGCUACGUCUUCUUCAAGAUCCAUGCCUCCGUCUGCUGCCCCCUGCUGAUGACCGCCGUGAUGACCACCCGCGCCACGCCGCUGAUCCUGGCAGGGAUGGCCAUCGAGCGCUACGUGGCCAUCUGCUUCCCACUGCACUACCAGCAGAUCUGCACCAUCACCCGCACGCUCCUGCUGAUUUCCGUGAUCCUGGUCCUCACAGCCGCCGUGCCUCUCACCGACCUCUUCAUCACCCUGGCCAAGGAGCCCCCCAGCCUCUUCCACUCCACCAUCUUCUGCGACCACUCCCUGCUGUUCAGGGACCGCUCCAUCUACUACAAGAACUGCGUCUUCGACAUCGUCUACUUCUCUUCCGUCUUCCUCACCCUCCUGUACACCUACUGCAAGAUCAUGCUGGCCGCCCGGGCCGCCUCCACCGACCAGGUGUCGGCCAAGAAGGCCCGGAACACAGUGCUGCUCCACGGGGUCCAGUUGCUGCUGUGCAUGCUGGCCUUUGUCGUGCCCUCCAUGCAGGCCCCUCUGAUCCAGCUCUUCCCGGAGUUCGGCCUGGAGAUACGCUACGUCAACUUCCUCCUGGUCUACAUCAUACCCCGUUUUCUCAGCCCCAUGAUCUACGGCUUCAGAGACGAGAAGUUCCGGAAAUACUGGGCCAGGCACAUCACGUGCCGGAUGAAGAAAGUCGUGCCGGUAAUCAAAUCCCGUCAGAAGUGA
Messenger RNA from Megalops cyprinoides (Indo-Pacific tarpon), 906 nucleotides. Its product is annotated as odorant receptor 131-2-like. Lineage: Eukaryota; Metazoa; Chordata; Actinopteri; Elopiformes; Megalopidae. The transcript has a single exon. Gene Ontology annotation, cellular component: membrane. The record is from RefSeq and is a predicted model, not a curated record. Gene Ontology annotation, biological process: G protein-coupled receptor signaling pathway. Gene Ontology annotation, molecular function: G protein-coupled receptor activity. Bases 37 to 906 code for a protein of 289 amino acids.